This is a messenger RNA of Macadamia integrifolia, 2695 nucleotides long. RefSeq names its product zinc finger CCCH domain-containing protein 64. Gene Ontology annotation, cellular component: post-mRNA release spliceosomal complex. NCBI's taxonomy places the organism in Eukaryota, Viridiplantae, Streptophyta, Magnoliopsida, Proteales, Proteaceae. The transcript is spliced from 10 exons. The coding region runs from base 166 to 1986 and encodes 606 amino acids. Gene Ontology annotation, biological process: mRNA splicing, via spliceosome. The record is from RefSeq and is a predicted model, not a curated record. Gene Ontology annotation, molecular function: RNA lariat debranching enzyme activator activity; metal ion binding.
CCGAUUCCGAUGCUUGAAACCAUGAUCACAGAGCAGCCGCACGGGGAAGAUCCGUAGAGAAUCUCAGGUUGCAAGCCGUUGUGAAAGUUCUUAACAUCCUCCCGCCUUCCUCUGCAUCUAUUGAUUCUCUUCUGCCGCGCUCGCUCUCUCGUAGUCUCAGCUCUAAUGGCAACUCCUCCCAGGAUUCUACUAUGCGGAGAUGUUCUAGGUCGCCUCAAUCAGCUGUUCAAGCGAGUCUCAUCGGUGAACAAAUCAACUGGCCCAUUCGAUGCGCUUAUCUGUGUGGGACAAUUCUUCGCCGACUUCUCUGAUCGGCUUGACGAGCUCUUGGAGUACGUCGAAGGGCGCUCGCAAGUCCCUAUCCCAACUUACUUCAUCGGCGAUUACGGCAUUGGUGCUGCAAAGUUUCUCACUGCUGCUUCAAAGGGUUCGGCGAAUCAAGGUUUCAAGAUGGACGGGUUGAAGAUAUGUGAGAACUUAUACUGGCUCAAAGGGAGUGGGAAGUUCAACCUCCAUGGAUUAUCUGUGGUCUACUUAUCGGGAAAACAAUCGGCAGAUGGUCAACCAUUUGGAACUUAUAGUCAAGAUGACAUUGAUGCGUUACGAGCUUUGGCUGAAGAGCCUGGGGUAGUUGAUCUGUUUCUGACUAAUGAAUGGCCCAGUGGAAUCUUGAACAGGGCUAAUACAUCCGAAGCUCCACCUGGAAUCUCAAAUUCAGCUGGUAGUGAUCGUAUUGUAUCAGAGCUAGCUACUGAGAUCAAGCCUCGAUAUCAUAUUGCAGGUACUAAAGGUGUGUUUUAUGCACGGGAGCCCUACUCUAAUGAUAACGCUGUCCAUGUAACUCGCUUCGUGGGCCUUGCAUCAGUUGGAAAUAAGGAUAAACAGAAAUUUAUUCAUGCAAUUUCUCCUACUCCAGCAUCUAUCAUGUCUGCGGAUGAGAUCCAUGCAAAGCCUCCAAAUACCACCUUGUCUCCGUAUGCAGUUGUAGAGAAGACACUUCAGCCUGAGGACACUGAAAAGCAACCAAGCGGCAGCGUUUCGGAGGCACAAUAUUGGAGGUAUGAUGUUCCUCAGAAGCGGCAGAGACAGGGAACCGAUGGUGAGAAGCUUUGUUUCAAAUUUACAUCUUCAGGGUCUUGCUCACGAGGGGAAAACUGUAACUUUCGGCAUGACAUGGAUGCAAGAGAGCAAUAUUUGAGAAAUGUUUGCUUUGAUUUCCUUAACAAAGGAAAAUGUGAACGUGGUCCUGAUUGCAACUUUAGGCAUAGUUUAGCUGAUGAGGGUGAGAGCGUUUCUCACAAGAGACAUAGGUCUGACAACACGGACAGGUCAAAAGAUUGCUGGUUUUGUUUGUCAAGCCCCAAAGUGGAGUCACAUCUUAUCCUAAGUGUGGGAGACAAUUACUACUGUGCUCUGGCUAAAGGCCCACUAAUUCAAGAUCAUGUACUAAUAAUACCAAUUGAGCACAUGCCCCAUACUCUUUCUCUAGCUCCAGAAACAGAUACGGAGUUAAUAAGGUUCAAAAAGGCUUUGAAGAGGUAUUUCAAGACCCAAGGCAAUGAAGUGGUUUUCUUUGAGUGGAUUUUUAAGCAUGGCACUCAUGCUAAUCUUCAGGCUAUUCCCAUUCCUUUGUCAAAGGCAUCUGCUGUUCAAGAUUGUUUCAUUUCAGCUGCUGAAAAGAUAGGAUUUGAAUUUGGAGUCAUGAAUUCAAACAAUGACGUUUCUGAAGGAAGAGAACUUCUUAGGUUACAUUUUGAUGGAAGAUUGAGCUUCUUCUAUGUGGAACUUCCAGAUGGUACAAUACUAUCACAUUCUAUCAAGGAUAAGGAAAAAUUCCCAGUCCAAUUUGGACGUGAGGUUAUUGCUGGUUUGUUGAAUAUGAUGGAUAGGGGUGAUUGGAGGUACUGUAAGCUUAGCAAAGAAGAUGAAAUGAAGAUGGUAGAAGGUUUCAAGAAGCGGUUUGAGAAAUUUGAUCCUACUUCUUGAUGUUUGUCACAGUUGGUAAAAUUGCUUUUCUUGGUCGCCUCUUUUAUCACUGAGGUUGCUCCACGUGAAUCCUUUGUUUGGUGGCUAGCUUUCGGCCAGGUAAAUUAUGGAAUUUUAGUUAGCACAUGAAAGGGAUUCAUGCCAUGGGGGGUUAGAUUCAUGUAGCCAUCGUGAUGUGAGGUGUCACGAGGCUGGUGAUAAUGAGUGGUCUGUCAUGUAGCAGAAAUGGACCUCCUUGAGCACUUCGUGAGCCAUAGGCCCACAAUGAAACCCCUAUCUUGGCCAUAGGCAGAAAUUGUCUUUGCGAUUCUAAAGUUGGCUGAUGGUACCAGAGGUGGGUGUGUUUGGUUUCAUCUUUCAUUUUACAAUAUGAUCUGCAUAGAAGAGGCACUGCACGUGACUCAAGAGUAGUCUUUUUGGUUGUAUGAACUUAUUAUAUUUAGGAUUUUGCAAAUUGUCUAAUCCAGCGGAUUCUGAUCCGGUUCAACCGGAAUUGGAUCGGCAAUUGUGACUCCUCUACCAUGGUUACAAUGGGACCACUUAUGGCAGGUUCUUCUACUCAAUAACAUGGUAAAUUGUUGUUUAUAAUUGACCUCUCAUACUCAAGUAUGGAUGGGCAUUUUAGUCUUUUAAUCAAGAGAACUUGAACUAGGUAGGUGCAUGUGCAUGUCAUUUAAUUGGGUGAGACACCUACCCUGUCAUUGUUGAA